UCCCUCAGUGACAUAAAUCUUUAGUCUAUUGCCGGCUGACGCCGCCAUAUUUUGCUAGUGACUGAUUUUCGCGCCCGAUAAUUACACUGAAUACUCGUAUUUUCGUGAUGUUAGAAGGAUUGUUGAGAUAAGUAGCUGUUAUUAGUGAAUAAUACUGUUUUUUCUAUCAUGUCGCAAAACGAAGAAGCAAUGGAUGUCGCAGAUGUUGGGGAUAAUUCGAAUGGAUCAUCCAGUGACACUACUUCAUCUAGAGGCAAAGAGGGCGAUUUCGAAAGUAAAAUAGAAACUGACCGUUCUAAAAGGUUCGACUUUCUUCUCAAGCAGACCGAGAUCUUUUCUCAUUUCAUGACUAAUGCCCCGAAAUCAAACAGCCCACCAAAACCUAAAGCAGGAAGACCAAAAAAGAAUAAAGACCUUGAUACCUCUGGAGGAGCAGGAGACCAUCGACACCGUAAAACUGAACAAGAAGAAGAUGAAGAAUUGCUUGCCGAAACAAACACUAAACAGAAAACAAUAUUUCGUUUUGAAGCUUCACCACACUAUGUCAAAAAUGGUGAAAUGCGUGACUACCAAGUUCGUGGUCUAAACUGGAUGAUCUCUUUGUAUGAAAAUGGAAUCAAUGGAAUAUUGGCUGAUGAGAUGGGUCUGGGCAAAACACUACAAACCAUUUCCUUGCUUGGAUAUAUGAAACAUUUCAAAAAUGUCCCUGGGCCACAUAUUGUUAUAGUGCCAAAAUCAACUCUCACAAACUGGAUGAAUGAAUUCAAGAAGUGGUGUCCUUCCUUGAAAGCUGUCUGUCUAAUUGGUGACCAAGAAACAAGGAAUACUUUUAUCAGAGAAACCUUGAUGCCUGGGAAUUGGGAUGUCUGUAUAACAUCAUAUGAAAUGAUUAUUAGAGAAAAAUCGGUGUUUAAAAAAUUCAACUGGAGAUACAUGGUUAUUGAUGAAGCUCAUCGAAUCAAGAAUGAAAAGUCCAAGCUUUCGGAACUGUUGAGAGAGUUUAAAAGCAUGAACAGAUUGCUUCUGACUGGAACCCCCCUACAAAAUAAUCUUCAUGAGUUGUGGGCACUUUUGAAUUUCCUUUUGCCUGAUGUUUUUAACAGCUCAGAUGAUUUCGACUCAUGGUUCAACACAAAUGCAGCUUUGGGAGAUAACCAGUUGGUUUCACGUUUACAUGCCGUUUUAAGACCAUUUUUACUGAGACGUUUGAAAUCUGAAGUAGAAAAAAAACUGAAACCCAAAAAGGAGGUCAAAGUUUAUGUGGGUUUGAGCAAAAUGCAAAGAGAGUGGUAUACAAAGGUUUUGAUGAAAGAUAUUGAUGUUGUGAAUGGUGCUGGAAAAGUCGAGAAAAUGAGGUUACAAAAUAUUCUGAUGCAGUUGCGUAAAUGUUGCAACCACCCGUACCUAUUCGACGGCGCCGAGCCCGGCCCGCCUUACACCACGGACGAGCACUUGGUGUACAACUGUGGCAAACUGGCCAUCCUCGAUAAGCUGCUGCCUAAACUUAGAGAGCAGGGCUCCAGAGUGCUCAUAUUCUCUCAAAUGACAAGAAUGUUGGAUAUUUUAGAAGAUUAUUGUCUCUGGAGACAGUACAAAUACUGCCGCUUGGACGGUCAAACACCUCAUGAAGAUAGAAAUAGACAAAUUGAAGAGUAUAAUGCUGAAGGAAGUGAAAAGUUUGUAUUCAUGUUGUCUACAAGAGCUGGUGGUCUUGGUAUUAAUUUAACAUCAGCCGAUGUAGUCAUCAUCUAUGACUCCGAUUGGAACCCACAGAUGGAUUUGCAAGCUAUGGACAGAGCUCAUCGUAUAGGACAGAUGAAACAGGUGCGCGUGUUUCGUCUCAUAACAGACAAUACAGUUGAAGAAAAAAUUGUUGAGCGUGCUGAAGUGAAACUAAGAUUGGACAAACUGGUUAUUCAGUCUGGCCGACUAGUUGACACUAAAAAUCAGUUAAACAAAGAUGAAAUGCUCAACAUGAUUAGACAUGGUGCAAACCACGUCUUUUCGUCAAAAGAUUCUGAAAUCACUGAUGAAGAUAUAGACACCAUAUUGGCUAAGGGAGAAGUUAAGACUGAAGAACUUAAGCAAAAAUUAGAGAGUCUAGGAGAGUCCUCAUUGAGAGCAUUUUCUAUGGACACUCCCGGCGCGGCAACCGAUUCGGUAUAUCAAUUCGAAGGUGAGGAUUAUAGGGAGAAACAGAAAGUUAUUCCCAUGGGUAGCUGGAUAGAGCCCCCGAAACGUGAGCGCAAAGCGAACUAUGCGGUAGACGCAUACUUCAGGGAGGCACUCCGUGUCUCCGAACCCAAGGCGCCCAAGGCUCCGAGACCCCCGAAGCAGCCGAUCGUGCAAGAUUUCCAGUUCUUCCCGCCCCGACUUUUUGAACUUCUUGAUCAAGAAAUUUACCACUACAGAAAAACUCUAGGGUACAAGGUGCCUCGUAAUCCUGAAUUGGGGCCAGAUGCUGCAAAAAUUCAGAGAGAAGAGCAACGCAAAAUUGACGACGCCGAAGCGCUUUCCGAAGAAGAAAUUCAGGAGAAGGAACAACUUUUAACUCAAGGGUUCACAAAUUGGACAAAACGAGAUUUCAACCAGUUCAUCAAAGCUAACGAGAAAUAUGGCAGAGACGACAUUGAAAACAUUGCUAAAGAUGUUGAAGGAAAGACACCAGAAGAGGUGAUGGAAUAUUCAGCUGUGUUCUGGGAAAGAUGUCACGAACUUCAAGAUGUGGACCGUAUUAUGGGACAGAUAGAAAGGGGAGAAGCAAAGAUACAGAGAAGAGCCUCAAUAAAAAAAGCGUUAGAUGCGAAGAUGGCCCGCUAUAGAGCACCGUUCCAUCAGUUGAGAAUCUCAUAUGGUACAAAUAAAGGCAAAAAUUAUGUGGAAGAAGAGGACAGGUUCCUGGUGUGCAUGCUGCACAAGCUGGGCUUCGACAAGGAGAACGUGUAUGAGGAGCUGCGCGCUGCCGUGCACGCGGCGCCGCAGUUCCGCUUCGACUGGUUCCUCAAGUCGCGCACCGCCGUCGAGCUCCAGCGCAGAUGUAACACCCUUAUCACAUUAAUUGAGAGAGAAAAUCAGGAAUUGGAAGAAAAAGAACGCGCUGAGAAAAAGAAAAAGAGUGGAAAUGCAAAUCAGAAUACUCCUGGCGGGAAUGCCAAUAAAGGCGCGAACGCUGGGAAGCGCAAAGCAGAGAAUACUCCCGACAAUGCACAGAAGCAAAAGAAAAAGAAGAAAUGAAACCAUAACAUAAUACAGUUAUCAUGUGAGAGGGUCCCAGUUGCAUAAUGUUUUUACACACACGGUAAACUGAAUUGAAUUUGAAUUUAUUUUAUUACUUUUACACUUGCAUUGAUCUUGAGUGUGGUUAGGAUCAAUACUGAUUAUUGCAAAACAAAUAG
This is a messenger RNA of Ostrinia furnacalis (Asian corn borer), 3395 nucleotides long. RefSeq names its product nucleosome-remodeling ATPase imitation SWI (gene Iswi). Lineage: Eukaryota; Metazoa; Arthropoda; Insecta; Lepidoptera; Crambidae. The coding region runs from base 169 to 3234 and encodes 1021 amino acids. The transcript is spliced from 17 exons. The record is from RefSeq and is a predicted model, not a curated record. Gene Ontology annotation, molecular function: histone binding; nucleosome binding; ATP hydrolysis activity. Gene Ontology annotation, biological process: nucleosome organization. Gene Ontology annotation, cellular component: nucleus; chromatin.